AUGGCAAUAAUUUCGGUCGAAAACUCCAAUCCUGUGGUUUCACAACCGGUAAUUAACGGAACCCAUGCUUGCGCGAACUCGUUCAUCCCGAUGGAUAAGACCGAGGCGGACCAGACAAAGCCAGAGCCUUUGUGUCAGAACAGCAGAGUCCGACGGUCGAAUCGCGCUGUAGCCAUGACAAGGAACGGCCAAUUCGAGCACGCAACGUUGAAGCCCAAUCUAGACCUACCAUGCCCACUCAGCGAAUUGGCCAACGGCACGCCGCACGUCCCGGUUAGAGACAUGUGCGCCUGGGUCGACCGCCCGGUCGAGUCACGCCACCAGGAGGCUCUACAACGGCAUGGCAGGAUUCCACGUCCGAUGAAUCUAUUUCAUGCUGUACCGGCUGGCGUACAGUGA
This is a messenger RNA of Aspergillus luchuensis, 399 nucleotides long. RefSeq lists its product as uncharacterized. The record is from RefSeq and is a predicted model, not a curated record. NCBI's taxonomy places the organism in Eukaryota, Fungi, Ascomycota, Eurotiomycetes, Eurotiales, Aspergillaceae. Bases 1 to 399 code for a protein of 132 amino acids. The transcript is spliced from 2 exons.